Molecule: messenger RNA, 2110 nt
Organism: Asterias rubens (European starfish)
Lineage: Eukaryota; Metazoa; Echinodermata; Asteroidea; Forcipulatida; Asteriidae
Product: lambda-crystallin homolog
Exons: 7
Coding region: 436-1425 (329 amino acids)
Biological process (GO): fatty acid metabolic process
Molecular function (GO): NAD+ binding; oxidoreductase activity, acting on the CH-OH group of donors, NAD or NADP as acceptor
Source: RefSeq, a predicted model, not a curated record
CGUGGAUGAGUAACGCGUACCGCCCAGAUCAUGUAGUUCCGCUCGUUCCCCUUGUCAACUGUAUCACAAAGAGUGUAUCGUUUUCAUGCUGUACGAUACAAGUGCAAUCUUUAUUUUUCCAAAUCAUCAAAUCAUUGACCCAUGAAUGAGAUGAGAAAGAUAACAAUGGGAGGGACUGUGCCAGUCUCAACUGGUUCAGUUGCAAACCACAACUUGCACAACAUUCCAACAAGUUCAAGUUUUCAACAAGCAGGGGUUGAUUUGUUUGAUCAUUGAGCUACCUCCAUGAUUUGAUCAUAUGAUAUAGGAAGGACCUUCCUCUAUGAUUUGAUUGAUUGAGUUGAUUGAUUGAUUGAUUGAUUGAUUGGUUGAGUUGAGAACAAAAAGUUCCAGUUUGGCUCCACACAACAAACGUUGUUUGGAAGUGGAUACAAAAUGGCAGAUUCUAGUGCAGCAGGGCUACCACCACCAGCAUCAACUAGAAAAGGAAAGAUUGGAAUUAUUGGCAGUGGUCUGAUUGGAAGGAGUUGGGCCUUGAUCUUUGCUGGCGCAGGUUACAAUGUCACCAUAUAUGACAUUGAACAAUCACAGUUGACUAAUGCUCUCGAAGACAUUGAAAAGCAGUUGGAGGAACUAAAGAAGUCUGGUCUGUUAAGAGGCUCACUGUCUCCUGAGCAACAGAGGGCGCUAAUCAGUGUUACCAUGGAGAUGAAGGAUGCAGUCACUGGUGCCGUGCAUGUACAGGAAUGUGUGCCAGAGAAUGAAGAUCUUAAGAGGAAAGUCUUUAUGCAGAUGGAACAGUACGCUGAUGAUUCUACUGUCCUUUGUAGUUCUACAUCCUGUAUAGUGCCUUCUAAAUUCACUCAUCAACUCAAACGCCGCAACCAAUGCAUUGUGGCCCAUCCAUGUAACCCACCGUACUAUUGCCCUCUAGUGGAGAUCAUACCCAACUCUUGGACUGACCAGUCCAUUAUGUCACGUACCCGGUCACUACUAGAAGAAGUUGGUCAGGUUCCUGUGACGGUCAAGAGAGAGAUUGAUGGGUUUGCUUCAAACCGUAUGCAGUAUGCCCUCAUCAAUGAAGCCUGGAGGUUGGUUGCUGAUGGUGUGAUGUCAUCAGAAGAUGUGGACAAGAUUUUCACAGCUGGAUUGGGAAUGCGAUAUGCGUUCUGUGGACCAUUUGAAGUCAUUCACCUUAAUGCUGAGGGUACAUCCAACUACAUGGAACGUUACGGUCCCACUAUCAACAGAGUCACUUCAUCAUUUGGACCACCUCCAAACUUUAAGGAAGAAGGAAGUGAUGCUAUUUUUGCAGAAAGUGCUACAAGAUUUCCACUUGAUCAACUGCAGGAGAGACGUCAAUGGCGAGAUAGAAGACUGGUUGCCUUGGCUAAACUCAAACAUGACAUGAAUGCCAAAGAAUAAGGAAGGACUCUUAGUUUUUUUGUUUUUUUACAAAGUAUUCAUUAUUUUUUUAAAUUAAUAUUUUGUAAAAAAUCACAGUCGUUAUUUACAUCAGUGUAAAAUGGGUUAACCAUAAUUAAUUAAUAUUCCAUUAUCCCUGGUGCAAAUUUACAUCUAUUCAUUUUUAGUUGAGAAGUGUAACAUGACAAUUCUUACUCUGAAACAACUAAAGAAUUAAGAGUUUCAAGUCAAAAAUUAAAGUUCAAAAGAGAUAGUGGGCGUAAAGUAACACCACAACUCGCUUUGACCUUGAGCAGGUUGAAAGUUUGCCUUCAACAUAACUACGCAAAGGAGUUUGCCUAUCAACUAUUGGAGAAGUAAUCUUGAUUGAUAGUGUUACUGCAAGAAACUAAAUUGAUUACACUCUACUAUUGUAUGCAUAUAGAUUGAUUGAUUUACUGUGAAAAGAAUAGCCUAGCACCAAGGUUUUAUGAUCUUGUCUCAGAAUAAAAAUAGUUAAUUGUUUUAUUAACUAUUUUAUCUGUAAUAAUGUUUUAUACCUUGCCAAGUUAAUUUAAUUUAAUCACCUCUAAAGGAAUAAUUCAUACACUUUUUUGAAAUUUCAUACAAAGUUCAGUGCUGGAAAAUAUUUGUAUUUUAUUCUAAAUAAAACAAUCCUCUAAAUGAGGGUCCAAGAACACUUUGA